AUGUGUAGAUGGACAGUGACCCAAAGUGCAGCAGCGGUCGCCUGGUUGUCUUCCUGCCCCAGCUGCAGACUUCUAUUCCUUCUGCUUCUCCUCGUGCUUUGGCCCUCUUCCUCUAACCCACUUCCCACAGACUCUGUGAACAGACACGAUGCAGCUCACCUGUUGGUCUCACAGCUGCCCACGUCGCCUGUCCCCCUGCUCGCAUCUUCUGCCAGGCAGCCACGGUCGACCAAUUUGUCCUCAGCUACGGUGGUCGGCAGACACGUGCGGAGCAGCUACACACACUUGCAAGGGGAUGUGCGCAGGAGGAAACUGUUCUCCUUCCAGAAAUUCUUCCUCCGCAUUGACAAGAGAGGGAAAGUUAACGGAACUAAGAGCGAGGACGAUCCUAACAAGUUGCUAUAA
Knipowitschia caucasica is the source of this 405-nucleotide messenger RNA. The record is from the annotation of a GenBank genome assembly. NCBI's taxonomy places the organism in Eukaryota, Metazoa, Chordata, Actinopteri, Gobiiformes, Gobiidae.